Messenger RNA from Drosophila albomicans, 3095 nucleotides. Its product is annotated as probable cytochrome P450 28a5. The record is from RefSeq and is a predicted model, not a curated record. Lineage: Eukaryota; Metazoa; Arthropoda; Insecta; Diptera; Drosophilidae. Gene Ontology annotation, molecular function: heme binding; iron ion binding; monooxygenase activity.
CCGAUCGCAGUUAUAUAGCAAUAUUCAAGCAAUCAACAUCGCCGCAGAACAGAGAUGCUUGAAAUUACUUUGACCCUGGUGCUGGUGCUUGUGGGCGUCGUCUAUGUAUUUAUGACAUGGAACUUUGGCUACUGGCAGAAGCGAAAUGUUCCCGGUCCGAAACCGAAGAUCUUUACUGGAAACUAUCCCAAUAUGUACACAAUGAAGAAGCAUGUAAUCUACGACAUUGAUAAAAUAUAUCGUGACUACAAACAGCAAUAUGAUGCCGUCGGCGUUUAUGGUGCAAGGAGUCCUCAGUUGAUGGUCAUUAGCCCUGAGUUAGCCCGACGUGUUUUCGUCUCAGAUUUUAAGAGUUUUCAUGACAAUGAAAUUUCCCUCAUGAUCAAUGAAAAGACCGACUUUAUAUUUGCGAACAAUCCAUUCUCCCUGGUGGGUGAAGAGUGGAAAAGCCGGAGAGCUGACGUCACUCCUGGACUAACACCAGGUCGAAUAAAGACUGUCUAUCCGGUUACUAAUGAAGUUUGUUCGAAAAUGUCCAACUGGCUGGAGAAGCAAAUACAAGUAGCUCCUCCAGACGGAAUCAAUGCCAAAGAUUUGUGUCUGCGCUUCACCACUGAAAUGGUCACUGAUUGUGUUUUGGGUUUGAAGGCGGAAAGUUUCACGGAUAAGCCUACACCUAUUAUGGGUCACAUCAAGGAUCUCUUCACACAGCCUUGGACCUUCUUAUUAUACUUUGUCUUAAUUAGCACCUUUCCAGCACUGCGGGCAUUGAUCAAGCUACGCUUCAUACCGCUAGCCACCGAAAAAUUUUUUGUUAGUCUCAUGCAAGGAGCAAUUGAUGCCCGACGUGCUCAGCUGUCUGCUGGAAAGCAAUUUGAACGCGUGGACUUCCUUGACUAUAUUCUACAAUUGGCCGAGAAAAGGAAUCUGGACACACGCCGUUUGACUGCUCACACCAUGACAUUCCUCUUGGAUGGUUUCGAAACAACAGCUGGCGUGUUGAGUCAUCUCCUGAUGCUGCUGGGACGGGAUCAACAGGCACAACAGCGUUUACGGGAAGAGAUUAAGGCUCAUCUGAACACUCAAGGUGUCGUUGAGUUUGACAAGCUCAAUGAGUUGCCCUUCCUGGAUGCUUGUGUUCAGGAAUGCAUUCGCCUUUUCCCACCUGCCUUCAUGUCCAAUAAACUUUGCACUGAGACCAUUGAAUUACCCAACAAGAACGGUGAUAACUUUACAGUGGAGCCUGGCACCACUGUAAUUGUGCCCCAUUAUUGUUUCAUGGUGGACGAAGAGCACUUUCCCAAUCCACAGGAAUUCCAGCCUGAUCGCUUCAUGCAACCAGAUGCUGCCAAAAUGUAUCGAGAGCGUGGCGUCUUCAUGGGAUUCGGCGAUGGUCCACGCAUCUGCAUUGGUAUGCGCUUUGCUUUAGCUCAAAUCAAGGCAGCCACCGUCGAGUUACUAACCAAAUUCGAUGUUCAUGUCAAUCCGAAGACUCGCAAAGACAAUUCGUUCGAGCCCACAUCUUUGAUUACGACUCUUGAGGGUGGCAUUUGGUUGGAUUUCAAGCAACGACAACCUCAACUAUUUACUGGAAACUAUCCGCACAUGUAUAAUAUGAAGAAACAUAUGAUCUGUGAUAUCGAUAAUAUUUAUCGUGAAUAUAAGGAAAAGUAUGAUGCUGUUGGCAUUUAUGGAGCAAGAACCCCACAGUUGUUGAUUAUUAAUCCGGGCUUAGCAAGGCGUGUCUUUGUAUCAGACUUUAAGUACUUCCAUGACAACGAUGUGUCUGUUUUGGUCAAAGAAAAGGAUGACUUUAUGUUUGCCAACAAUCCUUUCUCGCUUGCCGGCGAUGUGUGGAAGCAGCGUCGAGCUGACAUUACGCCUGGACUAGCACCAAGUAGAAUCAAGGCUGUCUACCCAGUUACCAAGGAGGUUUGCUGGAAGCUAACUCAUUGGCUGACCAAGCAGCUGCGUCUCGGAGCACCUGAAGGCAUCAACGCCAAGGAUAUGUGCCUAAACUUUACUUCCGAAAUGGUAACAGACUGUGUGUUGGGUCUGAAGGCGGAAAGCUUCUCGGACAAUCCCACGCCCAUCAUGGGCCACAUCAAAGAUCUCUUUCUGCAGCCCUGGACUUUCCUGGUGUACUUUUUGCUAAUCACCGCGUUCCCAAUGCUGCGGCCCUUUUUCAAGUUGCGCUUCAUAGCCGUGAAAACCGAACGUUUCUUUGAGGACCUAAUGCAGGCUGCUAUUGAUGCUCGCCGUGCACCAGACUUCCUUGACUAUCUCAUACAGCUGGGCAAGAAAAAGAAUAUGGACACACGUCAUCUGACCGCCCACACAAUGACCUUUCUGUUGGAUGGCUUCGAGACAACAGCUGGCGUCUUGAGUCAUUUGCUGUUGCUGCUCGGACGUGAUGAACAGGUGCAGCAACGCCUGCGAGAGGAGCUUGUGGCUCAUCUUAAUGCUGAGGGCGUUAUCGAGUUUGACAAGUUGAACGAACUGCCCUUUUUGGAUGCAUGUGUUCAGGAGAGCAUUCGAAUCUUUCCACCCGGUUUCGUAUCGAAUAAAGUGUGCACUGAGUCAAUCGAACUGCCGAAUAACACUGGAGAGAACUUUACUGUGGAACGUGGCACAACUGUGAUUGUGCCACACUACUGCUAUAUGAUGGAUGAGGAUAAUUUCCCCAAUCCCGAGGCAUUCCAACCCGAUCGGUUUAUGCAGCCUGAUGCGUUGAAAACAUUUCGCGAACGUGGCGUCUACAUGGGCUUUGGUGAUGGUCCUCGCAUUUGUCUAGGCAUGCGCUUUGGUCUCGCACAGAUCAAGGCAGCUGUUGUUGAAUUGAUCUCCAAGUUCGAUGUACGCGUCAAUCCCAAGACUCGCAAGGACAACAUGUUCGAACCCUCAUCCUUUCUCACUUCGCUGGAAGGCGGUAUCUAUUUGGACUUUAAGGCUCGUCAAUAGAGUAAUGAAGCUUUAUAGGAGCAGAUUGUGCAGAUUAGAUAAAACAACAAUGAAUGGGCCACAUUUACGCACAAUGAUAAGCUGGUUGUUAUUUUGUUAUCAAAUUGGGGGCACGUUUUCAGCUAUCUGGCUAC